Messenger RNA from Polyodon spathula (Mississippi paddlefish), 2798 nucleotides. Its product is annotated as engulfment and cell motility protein 1. The coding region runs from base 206 to 2464 and encodes 752 amino acids. Gene Ontology annotation, cellular component: guanyl-nucleotide exchange factor complex; plasma membrane. The record is from RefSeq and is a predicted model, not a curated record. Gene Ontology annotation, biological process: cell motility; actin filament organization. NCBI's taxonomy places the organism in Eukaryota, Metazoa, Chordata, Actinopteri, Acipenseriformes, Polyodontidae. The transcript is spliced from 24 exons.
AGAAGGGAAAGCAUCAGCGUAGCGGCGCCGGAGGAGGAGAGGAAAGAAGAGGAGAGAAAGCCUGUCCGAUAUAAACUCAAAACAUCAGCACUUUGAUGGUGGAAGAAAUCUUUUAACACACAGACGAAUGAAACUGGGCCACCUGUCAGUUUGAAGACUACAUUUCUGCCUUUGGCAAGCAUCCCCCUCCCCCCACAGCGCUACGAUGCCACCCCCGGCUGACAUAGUCAAGGUGGCCAUUGAGUGGCCUGGGGCCUUCCCCAAGCUAAUGGAAAUUGACCAGAAAAAGCCACUGUCAUCAGUUAUAAAAGAAGUGUGUGAAGGGUGGUCGCUGGGCAAUCAUGAAAACUUUGCUUUGCAACAUGCGGAUGUCACAAACUUUUAUAUCACAGAAAAGAAUCGUAACGAAAUAAAAAAUGGUGCAAUUCUUCUACUGACUUCAUCCCCUGCUCAAACAGCAAAGCAGCUUCAUGAGAGGAUCCAGUCCUCCAGCAUGGAUGUUAAGUUAGAAGCACUCAAAGACCUGGCCAACUCAUCCCGAGACAUCACCUUCGCUCAGGAGUUUAUUAACCUGGAUGGCAUCUCUCUCCUGACUCAGAUGGUAGAGAGUGGAACAGAACGAUAUCAGAAACUGCAGAAGAUAAUGAAACCCUGUUUCGGAGAUAUGUUGUCCUUUACUCUGACUGCGUUUGUAGAGCUGAUGGAUCACGGAAUAGUCUCCUGGGACACUUUCUCAGUGGCUUUUAUCAAAAAGAUAGCAAGUUAUGUAAAUAAGUCAGCAAUGGAUGUGGCAGUUUUGCAGAGGUCCCUUGCUAUUUUGGAAUCAAUGGUGUUGAAUAGUCAUGACCUCUACCAAAAGGUGGCGCAAGAGAUUACCAUCGGCCAGCUCAUCCCACAUCUACAAGGGGGUGAUCAGGACAUCCAGACAUAUACUAUUGCUGUAAUUAAUGCACUGUUCCUAAAAGCACCAGCAGAAAAGAGACAGCUUGAUUUGGAGGACAAUGUUAACAUCCUUGAUUGCCCUCUAACAGAAAUGGCAAACGUCUUGGCUCAGAAACAGCUCCGCUCUAUCAUUUUAAGUAAUGUUAUCCGCAGCAACAGAUCCAUUAACUCUGAAAUGGCUCAUCAGCUCUAUGUGCUUCAAGUUUUGACCUUCAACCUUUUGGAAGACCGGAUGAUGACAAUGAUGGAUCCCCAGGAUCAGGCCCAGAGAGACAUCAUAUUUGAGCUCCGUAGGAUCGCAUUUGAUGUUGAGUGUGAACCUAAUAACAGUGGCAGCAUAGAGAAGCGCAAAUCCAUGUACACCAGGGACUACAAAAAGCUUGGAUUCAUUAAUCAUGUCAAUCCAGCGGUGGACUUCACCCAGAUUCCUCCAGGGAUGCUUGCUCUGGAUAACAUGCUGUACUUUGCCAAGCACCAGCAGGAUGCCUACAUUAGGAUUGUGUUAGAAAACAGCAGCCGGGAAGACAAACACGAGUGUCCUUUUGGUCGAAGCAGCAUUGAGUUAACCAAGAUGCUUUGUGAAAUCCUGAAAGUAGGAGAGCUGCCCAGUGAAACCUGCCCUGAUUUCCACCCCAUGUUCUUCAUCCAUGACCGGUCCUUCGAGGAGUUCUUCUGCAUCUGCAUUCAGCUGCUAAAUAAGACCUGGAAAGAGAUGAGAGCCACCUCUGAAGACUUCAACAAGGUUAUGCAGGUGGUGAAAGAGCAGAUCAUGAGAGCACUGAACACCAAGCCUAACUCGCUGGACCAGUUUAAAAGUAAACUGCAGAACCUGAGCUAUACAGAGAUUCUGAAAAUUCGUCAGUCUGAAAGGAUGAACCAGGAAGACUUCCAGUCUCGUCCUAUCCUCGAGCUGAGGGAGAAGAUCCAGCCAGAGAUCAUGGAGCUAAUCAAGCAGCAGCGUCUCAACCGGCUGUGUGAGGGAACGUGCUUUAGGAAGAUCAGCAGCCGACGACGGCAAGACAAGUUUUGGUACUGUCGUCUGUCUCCGAACCACAAGGUCCUGCACUAUGGAGACUUGGAGGAGAGCCCCCAGGGAGAAGUGGCCCAUGAUUCUUUGCAGGAGAAAUUGCCAGUGGCAGAUAUUAAAGCUAUUGUAACUGGAAAGGACUGUCCCCAUAUGAAGGAAAAAGGAGCCCUGAAACAGAAUAAGACAUGGAAGGGAGAUGGCUUUGGCACUGCAAAGGAGGUGUUGGAACUUGCGUUCUCAAUUUUGUACGAGUCUGAUGAAUAUUUGAAUUUUAUUGCCCCUGACAAGAAUGAGUACUGUGUGUGGACGGACGGUCUGAAUGCCCUUCUAGGGAAGGAGAUGGCAAGCGAUCGUACCAAGUCUGACCUGGACACGCUACUCAGCAUGGAGAUGAAGCUCCGCCUCCUCGACCUUGAGAACAUUCAGAUCCCAGAGGCCCCGCCCCCUAUUCCCAAAGAGCCUAGCAACUACGACUUUGUUUAUGACUGCAACUAACAAUGGACUAACGAAAUAAUUUCUUAUUCGUCAUACUGGAAGAAAUUAAAAAAAAAAAAAAAAAAAAAAAAAACUGGAUCCGUCUUUGAAGUUAAACUUUUUUUCAUGCUAUACUUGCUAAUCUCAUUAGAUGUAUUUUAACAUAAACAUAGCACUUAAUAGCUUGCCCAUAUGGCCUUCUAAACAGUUAUCAACCACAAUCAGGCCGAAAAAUGGGCUAUCUUGUUUACAUUAGGCCAGGAACUGUACAAAGUAUACACAGCUAUGGACAAAAGUUUAGCAUCACCCUAUAGAAUUAACUAAUGUUGCUUUAUAAAGUAGAAUGAAACCUGCU